Messenger RNA from Austrofundulus limnaeus, 1511 nucleotides. Its product is annotated as gonadotropin-releasing hormone II receptor. Gene Ontology annotation, molecular function: protein-hormone receptor activity; G protein-coupled receptor activity; peptide binding. Lineage: Eukaryota; Metazoa; Chordata; Actinopteri; Cyprinodontiformes; Rivulidae. Gene Ontology annotation, biological process: cellular response to hormone stimulus; G protein-coupled receptor signaling pathway. Gene Ontology annotation, cellular component: plasma membrane. The record is from RefSeq and is a predicted model, not a curated record.
UCUUGUUUCUUCUUCUUCACAGGAUGUCAGGAAACGGGUCGGUGCUGGCUCCUCCCAGCGUCUCUGAAGCUCCGCCUCCUGUCAACAUGUCACACAGUCCGUUCACAAACCUGGACCCUCCCACUUUCACCAGAGCUGCUCAGGUCCGAGUGGGCGCCACCCUGGUCCUCUUCCUGUUUGCAGCCUGCAGUAACCUGGCCCUGUUGUCCAGCGUGUGGUGUGGGCGUGGCCGACGGCUGUCGUCUCACCUGCGCCCGCUCAUGCUGAGCCUGGUGUCAGCGGACCUGCUGAUGACCUUCGUGGUGAUGCCUCUGGACGCAGUGUGGAACGUGACGGUGCAGUGGUACGGUGGCGAUGCGCUCUGCAAGCUGCUCUGCUUCCUGAAGCUGUUCGCCAUGCACGCGUCCGCCUUCAUCCUGGUGGUCAUCAGCCUGGACCGCCAGCACGCCAUCCUGCACCCUCUGGAUGCUCUGAGCGCGCACCACAGGAACCGCUGCAUGCUCCUGCUGGCCUGGACCAUGAGCCUGCUGCUGGCUGCCCCACAGAGCAGGUGAGUCCCACCUGCGGCGCAGUGGCACUGACAUCAUACCGAAGGCUCGGAUGAAGACUCUAAAGAUGACGGUGGUCAUUGUUGUGUCAUUCGUUGUGUGCUGGACUCCGUACUACCUGUUGGGUAUCUGGUACUGGUUCCAGCCUGACAUGCUGAGCGUCACACCUGAGUACAUUCACCACGCCCUCUUCGUGUUCGGGAACCUGAACACCUGCUGUGAUCCCAUCAUCUACGGCUUCUACACGCCGUCCUUCAGGGCUGACCUGGCAGCCUGCUGCCACCGGUCCAGGAGCCACACUUCCCCCCACUCUCUGGACCGCCUGUCCGGCAGACAGGGUCCACACAGCGGGGAGCAGGAGGUGCAUCCUGCUGUUAACACCCAGGCUGCCACUGACUGACCAAUGAAGACUGUUUCCUUCUGACACUGAGGCUGUCGGUCAUUCCUCUGUGCUUCAGCAGACACAGUCAUGAAGGUGUUUAUCUGGGUCCUUAUUUUACAAACGUACAUUAGCCCAGGUUUUGCUCACAUCUGAUCUACAUGGAGGUAAAUAAGUUCAAAUCUGUUUACUUGUGGAAUGAAACGUUUUCCUGUUUCUCCUGUUGAAUGUCCAACAGAUCACCUGACGUCAGUGUUCAGGUGAGCAGGGCUUCAGAAGCAGAGCAUGAACAUCAACAUUUAUUGGAGAAAAGCUUUUCUCCUGUUUUAAAUUAUGUUUUCAGUGAUCAGCUGAAGCUCAGAGGAUGUGUGAGGAGUGACUUACAGCUACUACCACCCAAACUGUCAUUACAUCACUGACUCAGAGACAUGUCUGAGUUUGGAAAGUUGCUCUUCUGUGGCGACCAUCUUGAACUGGGUUAAAGUUUAUCAGUAAAAGAUGCACAUCCACCAUCUCUCCAUCAACUUGUUCAUGAGAUAUUUUACACACACACACACACACACACACACACACACACACACACA